Messenger RNA from Lytechinus pictus (painted urchin), 8518 nucleotides. RefSeq lists its product as uncharacterized. The transcript is spliced from 39 exons. Lineage: Eukaryota; Metazoa; Echinodermata; Echinoidea; Temnopleuroida; Toxopneustidae. Gene Ontology annotation, molecular function: protein binding. Bases 356 to 8518 code for a protein of 2720 amino acids. The record is from RefSeq and is a predicted model, not a curated record.
UGUGAGCAAUAAGAACGUGUCACUGGUAUCAGAUUUUCUGUGUGAUGGAGUGUACCAUUGCGAUCAUUAUGAAGACGAAUUAGCAUGCAAUUACUCAACGACGUAUCUGCAAUCAGGUGAAUCAUAUUCAUUCAUCAUACCACGCAACUACACCAUACGAUUUUACCACGCAACCUUGCUUCAAACAAAUGAUACGAAUGGAUUUCGAAUCGUGUUCCAAGAUUUGUUUCUCUCUUCUAGUCAUCGAAUCCAAAUAGGGGCAGGUACUGAUCCGUUUGAUCAACAAUCUGUCAUCACAACCAUCAAUGGAUAUAUAACUUGUUGCCCUGUUGAUGUCUACGUAGAGACCAAUAAGAUGUGGAUUGCUGUCACAGGUGGUCUGACUUACACCAAUCUCGAGAUUGAUGCGGACAUCAUUGCUUUCAAGCUUUCAACCCUGUUUAAUUGCCCCAGGAGCAAUAUGAACGUGUCAUCAGAUGUUCUGUGUGAUGGAGUGUACCACUGCGAUCAUUAUGAAGAUGAAUCGACAUGCAAUUACACUGCGACGUAUCUGGAAUCAGGUGAAUCUUAUUCAAUCGACAUACCACGCAACUACACAAGACGAUUUUACUAUGCAACCGUGCUACAAACAAAUGACACAAAUGGAUUUCGAAUCGUGUUCCAAGAUUUCUAUAUCAGAUCUACCAAUCAAAUCCAAAUAGGGAGAGGUACUGAUCCCUCUGAUCCAGAGACUGUCAUCACAACUAUCUAUGGAACUACACAUUGCUGUCCCUGGGAUGUCUACAUAGAGUCCAAUGAGAUGUGGAUUGGUGUCAUAGGAGGACUGACUUACACCAAUCUUGAGAUUGAUGCUGACAUCAAUGCUUUUGACCUUUCAACCCUGUUUAAUUGCCCGAGGAGCAAUAUGAACGUGUCAUCAGAUGUUCUGUGUGAUGGAGUGUACCAUUGCGAUUAUUAUGAAGAUGAAUCGGCAUGCAAUUACACUACGACGUAUCUGCAAUCAGGUGAAUCUCAUUCAAUCGACAUACCACGCUGCUACACAAGACGAUUUUACCACGCAACCGUGCUGCAAACAAACGAUACGAAUGGAUUUCGAAUGGUGUUCCAAGAUUUCUAUAUCAGAUCUACCAAUCAAGUCCAAAUUGGGACAGGUACUGAUCCAUCUGAUCCACAGUCUGUCAUCACAAGUCUGUUUGGAUAUAGAAGCUCUUCUGGUGAUGUCUAUGUGGAGACCAAUCAGAUGUGGAUGGCUGUCAUAGGAGGACUUUAUGACACCAAUCUCUUCAUAUAUGUUGACAUAUUUGCUAUUGAUCUCUCAACCCUGUUUAAUUGCCCAGUGAGCAAUAACGGGUUAUCAGUUCUGUGUGAUGGAGUGUACCAAUGCGAUUUUUAUGAAGACGAAUCGGCAUGCAAUUACACUGCGACGUAUCUGCAAUCAGGUGAAUCUUAUUCAAUCGACAUACCACGCAACUACACAACACGACUUUACCACGUAACCGUGCUACAAACAAAUGAUACGAAUGGAUUUCGAAUCGUGUUCCAAGAUUUUUAUAUCAGAUCUACCAAUCAAAUCCAAGUAGGGACAGGUACUGAUCCCUCUGAUCCAGAGACUGUCAUCACAACUAUCUAUGGAACUACAUAUUGCUGUCCCUGGGAUGUCUACAUAGAGUCCAAUGAGAUGUGGAUUGGUGUCAUAGGAGGACUGACUUACACCAAUCUUGAGAUUGAUGCGGACAUCGUUGCUUUUGACCUUUCAACCCUGUUUAAUUGCCCGAGGAGCAAUAUGAACGUGUCAUCAGAUGUUCUGUGUGAUGGAGUGUACCAUUGCGAUUAUUAUGAAGAUGAAUCGGCAUGCAAUUACACUACGACGUAUCUGCAAUCAGGUGAAUCUCAUUCAAUCGACAUACCACGCAACUACACAAGACGAUUUUACCACGCAACUGUGCUACAAAUAAACGAUACGAAUGGAUUUCGAAUCGUGUUCCAAGAUUUCUAUAUAAGAUCUACCAAUCAAAUCCAAAUUGGGACAGGUACUGAUCCAUCUGAUCCACAGUCUGUCAUCACAAGUCUGUUUGGAUCUAGAAGCUCUUCUGAUGAUGUCUAUGUGGAGACCAAUCAGAUGUGGAUGGCUGUCAUAGGAGGACUUUAUGACACCAAUCUCUUCUUAGAUGUUGACAUAUUUGCUAUUGAUCUCUCAACCCUGUUUAAUUGCCCAGUGAGCAAUAACGGGUUAUCAGUUCUGUGUGAUGGAGUGUACCAAUGCGAUUUUUAUGAAGACGAAUCGGCAUGCAAUUACACUGCGACGUAUCUGCAAUCAGGUGAAUCUUAUUCAAUCGACAUACCACGCAACUACACAACACGACUUUACCACGUAACCGUGCUACAAACAAAUGAUACGAAUGGAUUUCGAAUCGUGUUCCAAGAUUUCUAUAUCAGAUCUACCAAUCAAAUCCAAAUAGGGACAGGUACUGAUCCCUCUGAUCCAGAGACUGUCAUCACAACUAUCUAUGGAACUACAUAUUGCUGUCCCUGGGAUGUCUACAUAGAGUCCAAUGAGAUGUGGAUUGGUGUCAUAGGAGGACUGACUUACACCAUUCUUGAGAUUGACGCGGACAUCGUUGCUUUUGACCUUUCAACCCUGUUUAAUUGCCCGAGGAGCAAUAUGAACGUGUCAUCAGAUGUUCUGUGUGAUGGAGUGUACCAUUGCGAUUAUUAUGAAGAUGAAUCGGCAUGCAAUUACACUACGACGUAUCUGCAAUCAGGUGAAUCUUAUUCAAUCGACAUACCACGCUGCUACACAAGACGAUUUUACCACGCAACCGUGCUGCAAACAAACGAUACGAAUGGAUUUCGAAUGGUGUUCCAAGAUUUCUAUAUCAGAUCUACCAAUCAAGUCCAAAUUGGGACAGGUACUGAUCCAUCUGAUCCACAGUCUGUCAUCACAAGUCUGUUUGGAUAUAGAAGCUCUUCUGGUGAUGUCUAUGUGGAGACCAAUCAGAUGUGGAUGGCUGUCAUAGGAGGACUUUAUGACACCAAUCUCUUCAUAUAUGUUGACAUAUUUGCUAUUGAUCUCUCAACCCUGUUUAAUUGCCCAGUGAGCAAUAACGGGUUAUCAGUUCUGUGUGAUGGAGUGUACCAAUGCGAUUUUUAUGAAGACGAAUCGGCAUGCAAUUACACUGCGACGUAUCUGCAAUCAGGUGAAUCUUAUUCAAUCGACAUACCACGCAACUACACAACACGACUUUACCACGUAACCGUGCUACAAACAAAUGAUACGAAUGGAUUUCGAAUCGUGUUCCAAGAUUUCUAUAUCAGAUCUACCAAUCAAAUCCAAAUAGGGACAGGUACUGAUCCCUCUGAUCCAGAGACUGUCAUCACAACUAUCUAUGGAACUACAUAUUGCUGUCCCUGGGAUGUCUACAUAGAGUCCAAUGAGAUGUGGAUUGGUGUCAUAGGAGGACUGACUUACACCAUUCUUGAGAUUGACGCGGACAUCGUUGCUUUUGAUCUUUCAACCCUGUUUAAUUGCCCGAGGAGCAAUAUGAACGUGUCAUCAGAUGUUCUGUGUGAUGGAGUGUACCAUUGCGAUUAUUAUGAAGAUGAAUCGGCAUGCAAUUACACUACGACGUAUCUGCAAUCAGGUGAAUCUUAUUCAAUCGACAUACCACGCAACUACACAAGACGAUUUUACCACGCAACUGUGCUACAAACAAACGAUACGAAUGGAUUUCGAAUCGUGUUCCAAGAUUUCUAUAUCAGAUCUACCAAUCAAAUCCAAAUUGGGACAGGUACUGAUCCAUCUGAUCCACAGUCUGUCAUCACAAGUCUGUUUGGAUCUAGAAGCUCUUCUGAUGAUGUCUAUGUGGAGACCAAUCAGAUGUGGAUGGCUGUCAUAGGAGGACUUUAUGACACCAAUCUCUUCAUAGAUGUUGACAUAUUUGCUAUUGAUCUCUCAACCCUGUUUAAUUGCCCAGUGAGCAAUAACGGGUUAUCAGUUCUGUGUGAUGGAGUGUACCAAUGCGAUUUUUAUGAAGACGAAUCGGCAUGCAAUUACACUGCGACGUAUCUGCAAUCAGGUGAAUCUCAUUCAAUCGACAUACCACGCAACUACACAAGACGAUUUUACCACGCAACCGUGCUGCAAACAAACGAUACGAAAGGAUUUCGAAUCGUGUUCCAAGAUUUUUAUAUCAGAUCUACCAAUCAAGUCCAAAUUGGGACAGGUACUGAUCCCUCUGAUCCAGAGUCUGUCAUCACAACUAUCUAUGGAACUACAUAUUGCUGUCCCUGGGAUGUCUACAUAGAGUCCAAUGAGAUGUGGAUUGGUGUCAUAGGAGGACUGACUUACACCACUCUUGAGAUUGAUGCGGACAUCGUUGCUUUUGACCUUUCAACCCUGUUUAAUUGCCAGAGGAGCAAUAUGAACGUGUCAUCAGAUGUUCUGUGUGAUGGAGUGUACCAUUGCGAUUAUUAUGAAGAUGAAUCGGCAUGCAAUUACACUACGACGUAUCUGCAAUCAGGUGAAUCUCAUUCAAUCGACAUACCACGCAACUACACAAGACGAUUUUACCACGCAACUGUGCUACAAACAAACGAUACGAAUGGAUUUCGAAUCGUGUUCCAAGAUUUCUAUAUCAGAUCUACCAAUCAAAUCCAAAUUGGGACAGGUACUGAUCCAUCUGAUCCACAGUCUGUCAUCACAAGUCUGUUUGGAUAUAGAAGCUCUUCUGAUGAUGUCUAUGUGGAGACCAAUCAGAUGUGGAUGGCUGUCAUAGGAGGACUUUAUGACACCAAUCUCUUCAUAGAUGUUGACAUAUUUGCUAUUGAUCUCUCAACCCUGUUUAAUUGCCCAGUGAGCAAUAACGGGUUAUCAGUUCUGUGUGAUGGAGUGUACCAAUGCGAUUUUUAUGAAGACGAAUCGGCAUGCAAUUACACUGCGACGUAUCUGCAAUCAGGUGAAUCUCAUUCAAUCGACAUACCACGCAACUACACAAGACGAUUUUACCACGCAACCGUGCUGCAAACAAACGAUACGAAAGGAUUUCGAAUCGUGUUCCAAGAUUUUUAUAUCAGAUCUACCAAUCAAGUCCAAAUUGGGACAGGUACUGAUCCCUCUGAUCCAGAGUCUGUCAUCACAACUAUCUAUGGAACUACAUAUUGCUGUCCCUGGGAUGUCUACAUAGAGUCCAAUGAGAUGUGGAUUGCUGUCAUAGGAGGACUGACUUACACCAAUCUUGAGAUUGAUGCGGACAUCGUUGCUUUUGACCUUUCAACCCUGUUUGAUUGCCAGAGGAGCAAUAUGAACGUGUCAUCAGAUGUUCUGUGUGAUGGAGUGUACCAUUGCGAUUAUUAUGAAGAUGAAUCGGCAUGCAAUUACACUACGACGUAUCUGCAAUCAGGUGAAUCUUAUUCAAUCGACAUACCACUCAACUACACAAGACGAUUUUACCACGCAACCGUGCUACAAACAAACGAUACAAAUGGAUUUCGAAUCGUGUUCCAAGAUUUCUAUAUCAGAUCUACCAAUCAAGUCCAAAUUGGGACAGGUACUGAUCCCUCUGAUCCAGAGUCUGUCAUCACAACUAUCUAUGGAACUACAUAUUGCUGUCCCUGGGAUGUCUACAUAGAGUCCAAUGAGAUGUGGAUGGCUGUCAUAGGAGGACUUUAUGACACCAAUCUCCUCAUAGAUGUUGAUAUCUUUGCUAUUGAUCUCUCAACUCUUUUUAGCUGCCCAGUGAGCAAUAUUAACGUGUCAUCAGAUGUUCUCUGUGAUGGAGUGUACCAUUGCGAUCAUUAUGAAGAUGAAUCGGCGUGCAAUUAUUCAACGACGUAUCUGCAAGCAGGAGAGUCACAUUCAAUCUCCAUACCACGCAACUACACCAGACGUUUUUACCACGCAACCUUGCUACAAACAAAUGAUACGAAUGGAUUUCGAAUUGUGUUCCAAGAUUUCUAUAUCAGAUAUACCAAUCAAGUCCAAAUAGGGACAGGUACUGAUCCCUCUGAUCCAGAGUCUGUCAUCACAACCAUCUAUGGAACUACAUAUUGCUGUCCUUGGGAUGUCUACAUAGAGUACAAUAAGAUGUGGAUUGGUGUCAUAGGAGGACUGACUUCCACCAAUCUUGAGAUUGAUGCGGACAUCAUUGCUUUUGACCUUUCAACUCUGUUUAGCUGCCCAGUGAGCAAUAUGAACGUGUCAUCAGAUGUUCUGUGUGAUGGAGUGUACAAUUGCGAUCAUUAUGAAGAUGAAUCGGCAUGCAAUUAUUCAACGACGUAUCUGCAAGCAGGAGAGUCACAUUCAAUCUCCAUACCACGCAACUACACCAGACGAUUUUACCACGCAACCUUGCUACAAACAAAUGAUACGAAUGGAUUUCGAAUUGUGUUCCAAGAUUUCUAUAUCAGAUAUACCAAUCAAGUCCAAAUAGGGACAGGUACUGAUCCCUCUGAUCCAGAGUCUGUCAUCACAACCAUCUAUGGAACUACACAUUGCUGUCCUUGGGAUGUCUACAUAGAGUACAAUAAGAUGUGGAUUGGCGUCAUAGGAGGACUGACUUCCACCAAUCUUGAGAUUGAUGCGGACAUCAUUGCUUUUGACCUUUCAACUCUUUUUAGCUGCCCAGUGAGCAAUAUCAACGUGUCAUCAGAUGUUCUCUGUGAUGGAGUGUACCAUUGCGAUCAUUAUGAAGAUGAAUCGGCAUGCAAUUAUUCAACGACGUGUCUGCAAGCAGGAGAGUCUAAUUCAAUAUCCAUACCACGCAACUACACCAGACGAUUUUACCAUGCAACCGUGCUACAAACAAAUGAUACGAAUGGAUUUCGAAUCGUCUUUCAAGAUUUAUAUCUGUAUUCUAGUAAUCAAAUCCAAAUAGGGAGAGGUACCGAUCCGUCUGACCCACAAUCUGUCAUCACAACUCUCUUUGGAUCUCGAAGCUCUUCUGAGGAUGUUUAUGUGGCGACCAAUAAGAUGUGGAUUGCUGUCAUAGGAGGACUGGCUGACACCAAUCUCUUCAUAGAUGUUGACAUCUUUGCUAUUGAUCUCUCAACUCUUUUUAGCUGCCCAGUGAGCAAUAUGAACGUGUCAUCAGAUGUUCUCUGUGAUGGAGUGUACCAUUGCGAUCAUUAUGAAGAUGAAUCGGCAUGCAAUUAUUCAACGACGUAUCUGCAAGCAGGAGAGUCUCAUUCAAUAUCCAUACCACGCAACUACACCAGACGAUUUUACCACGCAACCGUGCUACAAACAAAUGAUACGAAUGGAUUUCGAAUCGUCUUUCAAGAUUUAUAUCUGUAUUCUAGUAAUCAAAUCCAAAUAGGGAGAGGUACCGAUCCGUCUGACCCACAAUCUGUCAUCACAACUCUCUUUGGAUCUCGAAGCUCUUCUGAGGAUGUUUAUGUGGAGACCAAUAAGAUGUGGAUUGCUGUCAUAGGAGGACUGGCUGACACCAAUCUCUUCAUAGAUGUUGACAUCUUUGCUAUUGAUCUCUCAACUCUUUUUAGCUGCCCAGUGAGCAAUAUGAACGUGUCAUCAGAUGUUCUCUGUGAUGGAGUGUACCAUUGCGAUCAUUAUGAAGAUGAAUCGGCAUGCAAUUAUUCAACGACGUAUCUGCAAGCAGGAGAGUCUCAUUCAAUAUCCAUACCACGCAACUACACCAGACGACUUUACCACGCAACCGUGCUACAAACAAAUGAUACGAAUGGAUUUCGAAUUGUGUUCCAAGAUAUCUAUAUGAGAUCUACCAAUCAAAUCCAAAUAGGGAAAGGUACUGAUCCAUCUGAUCCACAGUCUGUCAUCACAACCAUCAAUGGAUAUAGAUACUGCUGCCCUGUUGAUAUCUACGUAGAGGCAAAUGGGUUGUGGAUGUAUGUCAUUGGAGGACUGACUUACACCAAUAUCUUUAUUGAUGUUAAUAUCAUUGCUAUUGACCUAAGAAAAUCCUUUCAUUGUCCAGUAUCGAGCAGAAAUAUAUCAAUAACCUUGGCAUGUGAUGGAUAUUAUGACUGCGAUUAUUUCGAGGAUGAAUUAUAUUGUAAUAACCCAGUUACACACCUCGAGGAAGGCCAAUCACAUUCUAUCAGCACGCCAUCUUUCACAAGAGAAUUCUACAAUACCACUCUGUUGAAAGCAAAUACUUCAAAUGGGUUUCGAAUUGUGUUCCAUCGUUUGUAUAUUAAUUCUUAUGAUGAUGAAAUCCGAAUAGGGACAGGGAACGAUCCAUCUGAUCUCCAGACUAUUGUUACAACUAUUCAUGGAUAUGCAUCCUACGCGGAUAAUGUAUACAUAGAUACCCAUAAAAUGUGGGUUGUUGUUAUAGGAUCGCAACAGUACGGUCAUUCGUCUUAUAUUGUUCUGGACAUGGACGUUACUGUCAUCGAUCUGCUUAAUUCCUUUCCUUGUUCGUCGUCUUCCAUGAAUGUGUCAGUGACGUUGGUUUGUGAUGGAUAUUACGACUGUGAUAGUUAUGAGGACGAAUCAUUGUGCGGUGAGAGAUACAAUAACAUUACAUCACAUUAUUAUUGA